This is a messenger RNA of Drosophila ananassae, 3863 nucleotides long. RefSeq names its product membralin. Gene Ontology annotation, cellular component: endoplasmic reticulum. The transcript has 13 exons. Gene Ontology annotation, biological process: response to endoplasmic reticulum stress; positive regulation of ERAD pathway. The coding region runs from base 178 to 2970 and encodes 930 amino acids. Lineage: Eukaryota; Metazoa; Arthropoda; Insecta; Diptera; Drosophilidae. The record is from RefSeq and is a predicted model, not a curated record.
UGUUAUCGGCAACCCUAGUCAGUUCCAUCUCCUCCGACAACCAAAAAAACAACAAAAAUCCCCAACAACAACAUCGCGAAUAAAUUUGGCGACUGGAAAUUGGAAUAAAUAUUUCCGCGGAAGAGCGGACGCGGAAGUAACAAGGCUAAGUAAACCUCCAGCAGCCAAUCGGCACCCAUGGCCGCUGUGCCCGAGAAUGCGGCCGAGAUCGCGGUGGCCAACGCAAUCAAUAACAUCAAUAAUGGUAACGGGAAUGGGAACGGGCGCAACCGCGUCUUAGGACUGGGGGGUGGUGGCCAGAACAACAUGAUGAACAUGCGGGAUCGGCUUUUCCACGCCAUUUACUUUCGGGCGGCGGCCGCCUAUGCGGAGCUUGUGCCACGGAAGGUGCAGUUGACCAUCGAGUACCUUUUGCUGGCCAAGGCAAUCAUUUUCUUCUUCACGCUGAUCUAUGUGCACAAUGCUUUCAUAAAGAACCCUUGCACUUGCCUGCAAGAAGUCCAGAACUGGCCCCGCGAGGGCGUCAUUAGGGUGGAGAUAAUCCCCCAUCUGACUGAGAAGCGGGCCAUAUGGCAAAGCAUCAAGCGGGAUAAGCACAUAGUGCGAUCUCUGAAGGAUUCCUAUUACUAUGGAAUCGGACCCCAGACCCUGGAAAAUCACGACAGACUGAAACGCUACGAGUCUAUAUUGGGCAGGCUUGGCUUGCCAGUUCGCGCAACCUUUGCUUACAGCAACGAAUCCCUGUACUACUACUUUGAUGCGAUCAACAUCCUUGAUACCUAUGAGCAUCCUAAUGCCAUACAGCUGAAGGACGAAGAAGACGAUGACGAGCAGUAUAUCGUCGAGUAUUCAUUGGAGUACGGCCAUUUGCGGCUUUCGGCUGCGACGCGUAAGCGCCUGAAGAUACCCGUGCUCACUGUACAGCUGGACCCGAAUACGAACAAGUGUUUUGGAGACAAGCUAACACGCUACCUGCUGAAACGUCUCUUGGGCUAUGACGACCUCUUGAUGGCCUCGGUGAGAACCAUUGCAGAGCAGGAAGAGAACAAGGGCUACUUGCGCAACGUGAUUACCGGGGAGCACUACAGGUUCGUGUCCAUGUGGUGGGCAGCCUGGAGCAGUUAUCCGGCAGCCUUUUGUGUGAUGCUUUUGUUUACAUUUUCGGUGUCCAUGCUUCUGCGGUAUUCCCAUCACCAGAUCUUUGUCUUUAUAGUUGACCUGCUGCAAAUGCUGGAGUACAAUGUCUCAGCCCGUUUCCCAAUCGCUCCUUUGCUGACAGUUAUUCUGGCGCUCGUAGGCAUGGAAGCCAUCAUGUCAGAGUUCUUCAACGACACCACCACGGCCUUCUACAUCAUUCUAAUUGUGUGGAUUGCGGAUCAAUACGACGCCAUCUGUUGCCACACCAGCAUCACCAAGCGCCAUUGGCUCAGGUUCUUCUAUAUGUACCACUUUGCCUUCUAUGCGUAUCACUACCGCUUCAGUGGCCAGUACAGGACCCUGGCGCUGCUCUCCUCCUACCUCUUCACCCAGCACUCGAUGGUGUUCUUCUUCCAUCGCUACGAAUUGCCAGCCAUCAUGGCCCAGCACCAGGUCUUCAUCAUCACGCGCAACCAGGGGGCGGGGGAAGGAGCUGCAGCCGCCGCAGCAGCAGCGGGUGCUGGAGGUGAAGGAGCUGGAGCUGGGGCCGGAGCAGGAGCAGCACAAGCGGAAGGGGAUCCAGCUGCAGUUGGAGCAGCGGCAGGAGGUGAAGCACCGGGACAGCAGGCGUCUAUGCAACGUGCCCGCCUCAUCGUGACGCGACUCUUCCGUCAAUUGGCUGCGCAGCGGCAGCAGCAGCAGCAGCAACAGCAGCAGGCGCCCCAAAGACAGCCCGAAACAGGACCUAGUCCAGGACCCACAACGGCUGUGGGCAUGGCCUUGGCCAAUCUGAGGCGGCUGCCCGUGGUGGGGCAGUGGCUGCAGGGUCGCGAGCAGUUCUUCACCGUGCGUCGGGUGUUCCUCGGCCAGGGGGAGGGCGGUAACGGACGCCUGAUGCAGGUCCGCUUGCAGCGGAUUAAUGUGGCCGAUAUACCUGAGUUGCGCAACCAGGUGGCAGCUGCCAUGGCCGCGGUGGGAGCCGCCCAAAGGGGGGCUGCCGGCGGAGGAGCAGCGUCGGGUAGCCGGGCUGAUGAACUCGGCAGUGGAGUUGCGCCAUCAGCUUCUCCCUCCCCUGCAGCAGAUGUCGAAACAAAUCAGAGCGCAACAACGGGCAUAAAUGAUGCAGCAGCUGGAGGAGAAGCCGGAGCGGAAGCAGCUCAAGACAAUCUCGCAGAGAACCCGGAGGAGGGGCGGCAGCCUGCCAUGUCCGAGACGCUGGAAAAUCUAAAUUCCGUUGCGGCGAAUAUUACAAGCAUGUCGGAUAAAAGUAGCACUAUUGCUACGCCAGCAUCGCAGUCGGAGGCCCUAAUCCACGCCCACUUUGACGUUCUGGGCCCGGACGAGUCCCGGCCAAAGGCAGAGCAAUUAGAAAAUAAUUUGCCGGAGAAGGCUCUGGCAGCACCAGGUGAAAAGCAAAGCUGCUCACUACAAGCUCCCAGCAUUAUGAAUGACCAGCCGGAGGAGCGGCGAGAGAAAAACAAGGCGGGCGAGGCCGCGACAGCCACGACGGCAGCAACAACAUCAGCAUCUGCCACGUCAAAACAAGCCUCUGUAACUGGAGGAGGUGGAGGUGGAGCUAGAGGCGAGGCAGCUACCAGGCCAAUGAUGGAUGACAGGCCAGCAGUUGAUUUUAUAGAAGGCGACAGCCCAACGUCAGCAACAAAUUGCCAACUCAAUGCGGGCACAAACCACAAGGCGCAGAACGAACACGAACACCAACAGCAACACCAGCAGGAGCAGCAACAUCAACAUCCACAGGAGCAACAUCAACAGGAGCUAAUGAAAACUUCACAACAUACAUCAAGCCAAGUGACAACAGCAGCGGCGGAAUAAGCUGAGCAUUAGUGGCACUGCCCCAUCCCGACACACCUCACCCGAGUAGAAAUCCCGAGCAGAAAUAACCACAUAACAAGAUGUUAUACAUAAACUCAGCUAGUAAAUUUUUAGAUAAUUUUCCUGGUGUACUUAUGUCCGGAAAUCAGUCCCCUUUCCGCUGCGGCUUAGCCGGCGUCCUGCUCCGGAGGACGUGUUCUUGGCUGCAGUUGGGGGCCGGCUGCAAAAAAAUAUUAAUAGCGUUUCCCUAGCCCUUUUAAUUAGCCAAAUACGUGAGAAGCCGCUACACAUACUAGCCACAGCUAGUCGCUUUUUAAAAUGUACUCCCUUUGAAUUUUUUGUUGUUUGUUUUUUUUUUUUGUUUUCGGUUGCCGCAGCUCCCCCCUUCUAUUGAGGAAAAUGCGUCGGAAAUUUUUAAUUAACUUUCGAGUGGCCACGAAGCCCUUAACCGGUUAGCCGGACAGUUAAACAGCCCGGAGCGGAGCUUUACCGGAUGCCGCCGCCCCACUAUUUACAUUUUAAAACUUUAUGAAAUGCCACAGGAUUUUCAAUUGUAAUAUAUUUGUUUGUCGGACACUGAUACUGAUACUGAUACUGACAGCACAGAGCACAGAGUGCCACAACGCAUGAUUAAAUAUCUGAAAGGCAUCGGCUAGCGUUAAUUGUUUUUUACUUUUUUGUUAAUCUAAGGCCCCUCCUCCCUGCCCUACCCGUGUACCAUAUUCUAUUGAGUGACUUUGUACUUCUAGGUCUAUUUCAAUAAGCAAUGCAUCUGAGAACGGUUUGUAUUUUACGAAACUACACACUAAUCUAAACCAUAGUGGCUACGAACUAUCUACUACUGCUAAAAUGUUAUUUCUAAAUGUGUAAAAAAUAAAUGCAACUUAAACAUA